Messenger RNA from Siniperca chuatsi (mandarin fish), 6422 nucleotides. RefSeq names its product sema domain, transmembrane domain (TM), and cytoplasmic domain, (semaphorin) 6D, like (gene sema6d). The record is from RefSeq and is a predicted model, not a curated record. Gene Ontology annotation, molecular function: chemorepellent activity; semaphorin receptor binding. Gene Ontology annotation, biological process: semaphorin-plexin signaling pathway; negative chemotaxis; negative regulation of axon extension involved in axon guidance. NCBI's taxonomy places the organism in Eukaryota, Metazoa, Chordata, Actinopteri, Centrarchiformes, Sinipercidae. The transcript is spliced from 20 exons. The coding region runs from base 310 to 3633 and encodes 1107 amino acids.
GGAAGCCAGAGCAAGGCAGAGAAGCCCAAACCAACUGAAGAGAGAUGGAUGGUGGGGGUGGGACUGGAGCAAGAGCGCUGCUUAUUGGUAGGCUGUGGAUCUCUCUCUGGAUGGAUUGACUUAACACGGGUCGAAUUACACCAUUUGCCGUGCAUUAGUUUGUUUUUCUCUCAGCCAGGAGAAGUUGACUCAUACGACGCACACAAUAAUUUUUUGGAUUACAGCAACACAAAAGGAUACAAACUAACCAAUUCAGAUGAGGUAACAUCUCCACUAGUGUGAAACAGGAAGUGUCGUCUGUGAGCAGCCAUGGGCCAGAGAGCUGCGCUUCUGCUCAGUGAGCUGCUGCUGCUGCUGAUGACAGCCUCACGCACACUCCUUGCAGUCAGCUUCCCUGAGGACACCGUACCCCUCGAUGUCGUUGACGCACACUUUUCACGGAGGUACCCUGUGUUCAGAGGCAGGCCCUCUGGCAAUGAGUCACAGCAUCGCCUUGACUUUCAGCUGAUGACCAAGAUACAGGACACACUUUUCAUCGCUGGCAGAGAUCAGGUGUACCUAGUCAGUCUGAGAGAAUCCUACAGGAACGAGAUCAUUCCUUACCGGAAGCUUACAUGGCGAUCGGGCCAAGCUGACAGAGAGAUGUGUGCCGUCAAGGGAAAACACAGAGACGAGUGCCAUAACUUCAUCAAAGUGCUGGUUCCCAGAAACGAUGACCUGGUGUUCAUCUGUGGUACCAACGGCUUCAACCCCAUGUGCAGAUACUACAGGCUGGAUAACCUAGAGUUUGAUGGGGAGGAGAUCAAUGGGCUGGCACGAUGCCCAUUUGACUCCAAGCAAACCAACGUUGCCCUUUUUGCUGAAGGGAAGCUGUAUUCUGCAACUGUAGCUGACUUCCAGGCCAGUGAUGCUGUCAUCUAUCGCAGUAUGGGUGAUGGAUCAGCCUUGAGGACCAUCAAAUAUGACUCCAAAUGGCUGAAAGAACCUCAUUUCCUGCAUGCAGCAGAGUAUGGGAAUUAUGUGUACUUUUUCUACCGAGAGAUUGCAGUGGAGCACAGCAAUCUGGGCAAGGUUGUGUAUUCUCGCGUAGCCCGGAUUUGUAAGAAUGACGUCGGUGGGUCACAGCGGGUGCUGGAGAAGCACUGGACGUCUUUUGUGAAAGCGAGGCUGAAUUGCUCCGUGCCAGGAGAGUCCUUCUUCUAUUUUGAUGUGCUUCAGUCCAUCACUGACAUCAUCAACAUCAACGGAGUUCCCUCUGUGGUGGGUGUGUUCACCACACAGAUGAACAGUAUCCCAGGGUCAGCAGUGUGUGCCUUCUCCAUGGCCGACAUAGAGAAAGUAUUCUGGGGCCGGUUCAAAGAGCAGAAGACUCCUGACUCUGUGUGGACUCCAUUUCCAGAGGAGAAGCUGCCCAAACCUCGACCCGGGUGCUGUGCAGGUCAUGGUCCAGCUGCGUCCUUGAAGAGCUCCAUCGAGUUCCCGGACGAUACUCUGCAGUUCAUCAAGUCCCACCCCCUCAUGGACACAGCUGUGCCUUCUAUUGGGGAUGAGCCUUGGUUCACGAAGACCCGCGUCAGGUACAGACUGACAGCGCUGGCUGUGGACAAUGAAGCAGGACCUCACAAGAACUACACAGUGGUGUUCAUUGGGGCUGAGUCAGGGGUUGUCCUCAAGGUUUUGGCCAAGACCUCCUCUGUGUCCCUGAAUGACAGCCUGCUUCUGGAGGAGAUAGAUGUCUUCAACAGGGCCAAGUGCCUGUCUAACCGCGAGGAUGACAAGCGUGUCCUCUCGCUGCACGUGGACAACGACGCACACAGCCUGUAUGUCGCCUUUUCAAGCUGUGUCAUUCGUAUUCCCCUAAGUCGCUGUGAAAGGCAUUCUUCUUGCCACAAGUCCUGCAUUGCAUCAAGGGAUCCUUACUGUGGCUGGAAGCCUCAUGGAGCCUGUGAGAGGAUACAGCCUGGUGUUUUGACUGGAUAUGAGCAGGACGUUGAAUAUGGAAACACUGCCCACCUGGGAGACUGCCACGCGUUUUUGGGCACUACAUCAGCGCCAGAUUACAAAUCAUUUGGCGACCCUACCUCUGACAUGGAGUUUUCAUCAGCGCCAGUCACUGUCCACCCCAGUGGACCCAUACACCCCCCAGUACUCAUACCCACUCAGAGCCCCAGCUCUGAGCCUGGUCCAGAGCUCUACGGCUCAGGCUUUGUGCUGCAGGAUGACCCAGCCACCUCCCAUUCUUUAGACUCUAUCCCAGGGGGCCAAGAGGGUGUGUGGGAUAUCCAAGCAGGUGAGACCAACCAGAUGGUUCACAUGAACAUCCUCAUCACCUGCGUGUUUGCUGCUUUUCUCAUGGGUGCUCUCCUGGCUGGUCUGAUCGUUUUCUGCUACCGAGACUCAUUCCUCCGUAAGCCAAGACAUGUCCACAAGGAUGCAGAGUCUGCACCGUCCUGCUCCGACUCCACUGGAAGCUUUGUCAAGCUCAACGGCCUCUUUGACAGCCCUGUAAAGGAGUACCAAACCAACAUUGAUUCUCCCAAGCUGUACACCAAUCUGCUGAGCAACAGCAAAGACCUGAAUACACCCAACGGUGACACCAAGACCAUGAUCCUGCGGGACGGCUGUCAGCCCCCUGAGCUGGCUGCCCUGCCUACACCCGAGUCCACCCCUGUGCUUCAGCAGAAAGGCCUGCAGCCCAUCAAAAACCAGUGGGAGAGGGCUCACGGGAAGGCCAGUGGGCCCCGUAAGGAGUCCAACUCAUCAGCCAAGAGUCCGCAGUUUCUUCCUUCUUCUCCUGCUCCUCCUAACUCUAACACCCACCAUCCUCACCUCGCCCUGGGACACUCCCACAUCCCUAGUGCAGUUGUUCUGCCCAAUGCCACACAUGACCACCCUAACCAUGACAAUGGAGAUGAUACACUGCCACAUUCAUCUGAAAAGAAGCCAGAUUCUAAGGGAAGUAGGAAAGACCAGAAGAGGUCUGUGGAUGCUAGAAAUACCCUAAAUGACCUUUUAAAACACCUCAAUGACUCUGUGGCCAACCCCAAGGCCAUUCUUCAAGAGGGAUCAGGGCCCCGCCCAAGGCAACACCUCACACUGGAGCCCAUGGAGGAACUGACUGAAGUACCCCCCAGGGUGCCCAGCCGUGAGGCCUCCCUGUACUCUCCCUCCUCCUCCUUGCCUAGGCACAGCCCCACCAAGAGGGUUGAUGUGCCCAUGCCCACCACUCCCACCACACCAACGGGCAGCCUGAGCAUGGGGGGCACCCUGGAGAGGCAAAGAGGGGGGUAUCAACUCCACCGGAGUGCCUCUCACAGGCACUCCUUAUCCACCUCACCAAAUGGGGUAACCAUGGGGGUGUCUGUGUCUCGCCAACACAGUAUGAACAGAGGGGGUUACAUGCCCCCAACACCCCCCUCCAGACUUGACUCUCAUGGCGGAGUGAUGGGGGCAGGAAUGCACUCAGCCCACCCAUCCUCUGUAUCCCGACAGAGCAGCUACAGUGGGCAUUGCUCACUCCCUCGCACAGGGCUUAAACGGACCCCAUCGCUAAAGCCAGAUGUGCCCCCUAAACCCAAUGGGUUUCCACCACAGACUCCACAGAUGCGAGUGGUCAAUAAGUACAGUUAUUAAAAGAGCAUGGACACUUCUUAGUGAGCUCUUGGCCUUGACUGUAGAGCUUUGAGCCCUGAGGGCUUGGGGCAGGGGGCUAUGGAUGGGGUAGGGCCUAGUGUGUUUGUGUAUCGACUUGAGGUGUGUUCCCCCUUUAAAUGAUAUGCACAUUCACUCACACUAAAAAGGGAAAAUCACACAUGUGGCCAAAGAUACUCCUUGGGGCUUUUUCGCUCCCUACGUCUCCAUCUCCCUCACUUGUCACGGUAGCCACAGGAUAUGAACAGUGGACAGUGGUGAAUCUGCUGCUUCCCAUUGUAUCUGGGCGUGGGUGUUGCCCGUUCCCAUAUUAGGUACAAGGUUUAGGACACUAGAUGGGACCGCUACUGUGCGUCUGUGCAUGUGGUACCACAUUAAAAACAGUGGAAUACUUGAAGAAUGGGUCUCACUUGUCACUGCCCUUGAGCACUGUCUUCCCACUAAUGUGAACUGAACAAAGAUGAGAGGUAGGCCAUGCCUUUGUUAGUAAGCUGGCUGGGGGCAGAGGAGAGGAAACUCAAAAAUCGUAGUGUGCAUGUUGCUUAAGAUACAUAUGACCGUAAACGGCUGAAUCAAGCAGCAAAUGAACAGAGAAAAAGAGUGUAAAUGAAUGAGUGUGUGUGUGUUGGUUGAUUGGAAAGCAGGUUUGUGUAAAGGCAGUACACAUAUUAAGCCUUCAAAGUUAAUUAUCAAGAGUGGCACCACAUGACGGAGGAUGCACCUUAAGACCUGUCUAAGACCUAAGUCACUGUCUCUCAUUUCAACAAUAUUUUCUCACCUUUGGUCUAGUUUGAACCCAUUUGAUACAAGCCUAAACCAUAUUUUUGUGGUAAUAAGGUUGGGCUGAGGUGAAGUUGGUCAUGCUGGGUGUAUACUGGGACAGGGACUCUGUAACUCACUUGGAAAUUUUACUUAUUACAUUUGCUGCUAUUGGUUUUAGGCAUAGGUAUUUAUCUUUGAUUUUUUCUCUACCAGACUGGGAUACCCCCUUGAUAUGGGUGUGCAGAUCUGCUUGUGUGUGUGUGUGUGUGUGUGUGUGUGUGUGUGUGUGUGUGUGUGUGUGUGUGUGUGUUAUAUCACAGACAGAGGCCAAGAAGUACAGUUUUCAGCAACCAAACACACUGUUAAAACUGAUACAUGGGAAAAAUGCUUCUCCCCAGGACUGAAACCUCUCCUAACCUCCACUGCUCCUUUGUAGGAAUUAUACUGGUGGUUCAAGAGACUUCUUUCUUUAUGUAGCAAUGGUAUUAAGAAAAAAACAUACAUUUCUCAUCUCAUUCUAUAAAUGAAUUUUGAACAAAAUUAUUUGCCUUUAUAAUGUUUUAAUGUGUUAUUUAAAGAAUUUGCUAUAUGAAACUAAAGCAUCACCAAUGGUUUAGCCCAUGUAUAUGAAUUCAACAUUUAUGGGCACUUCUCUUCUGUCAAACGUGUGUGUCCCCUAAUAGAAGAACACUAGAAUUUUCCUCCUUCAUUAAUCCUAUUAAAGGUAUAUUAAACUAACCCUAGAACAAUACAUGGAUGUAACACCUCUGUCAUCUGCCGUGCUGGUUCUGUAGCCCGUGUUCCCUGUGCAGCUUCCCUGCGUGUGGCCAUUGUACAAUCAACACAACAUUUACCAAUGUCUCCAAAUGAGUCAUGCUGGGAAUGACAAGAUCCUGUAUAUACUUAAAUACUAUAAAUAAGGAGUAUAAAUAUUUUUAGGUAAGUGAACCUGAAUCUGUGCAUUGUGUGCCUUAUUCACAAAAUGAACUACUACAGUAUAUAAUAAUGGCAAUGUCAAUUGGUUCUCUGUAUGUUAUUGUCAUAUUCUAUAUAAACAAUUUUUCUAUAAGCAAUUUGAAAAUCAGCAGGAUGUGUUGGAAAAUCACUACCUAAUCCAAAUCGAAGUAAAAACAAAUUGACAAACAUUCCACUUGUGAAUACUAGUUGUACAAAAGGACAUUCAAAAAACAUUUAUUUGGGGUAUAAAUCAAUUUUUCUCCUUUACUGCCGGUGUUGAAAAGAAUGGUGUUAAUCCACCACAUUGAGGUGCCAUGCAGUGAAUGUAUUUUCUUGACAGUGGGAUGUAGGUUGGUUAGACUUUGUACUGUGGAGCAGUCGGCUCAACACAGCACAUCCUGCCCAUAGCCAAUGUAUUAACACAGUGUUCACGUAAAAGCCGCCUGUUGGCAUGGGCAGCGGUCAUGCAGAAUCUGUAAUUCCCCUGGAUUGCAGUGACAGCAAUUGUUCCUAUUGGUCAGUAGGGACGGAUCAUUUCUCUUAGAAAUGGGUACAUUAUUUGGGUGACAUCUGCAAUCCUAUCCGUGUCAAUUGCCUGUUUAGCCCAAAGCCACAUUUUGUUUACAAGUGAUGAUUGUAUGUAAAGACUUUCUGCCUGUCAUCUAACCAGUGUUUGGGCUCUCUUUUCUACUCGACACAUGCACACUGACAUCACAAACAUACACUCAACAUACACUGCUCAACUGCCUUGUAUAUUGCAAUAUGAACUGGAACUUUCUGUUGCAAUCUAAAUUGAAGCCUUUAUAUUUCAGGCUGAGCUCGGUGUAUGUGCAGAUGAACCGGAUUUUGUCAUGUCAUUUUGAUUUAAAUACUGUGCAACAUGGCGAUGCAAGGCCAGCUGUAUAUAAGAUCUCCAGAGUAUUUGAGCGUGUAGAUAUGUUGUAAAGUUGUACUGUGAAUGUGUAAAUAAUAAUGAUGGUCUUUGUUUCAUGAUAUUUUUUGUUGAUUUUUUUAACACGGCAUGUAUAGUUGAAAUAAAACAUUACUGCACA